UACAGGUAAGCCUCAUCCAGUCCAACUUCUCCUGCCGUACAGCUCUCCACCACUCAGCAGCCAUGAAAUUCUCCCUCAUUGCAACCAUUGUUCUGCUUGCUCUGGCACAAGGAAGCUUUGCACAAGAUGCUGUCGAUCUUGAUAGGCUCGGUCAGUACUUUGAGGAAAUUAAGACCAAGUUGGUUCACGACGUGACUGAGAUCAUCAGCAACCAUGAAAUGUCAAACCAGGCUCAGACCUUCAUGGAGGACAGCAAAACCCAGCUGGAGCCUCUGGUCGCUCAGAUUCAGGAGCAGCUGAGGUCUGUUGCCACCAACGUGGAGGAGCAGAUCAAGCCCCUUGCUGCCAACGUGCAGGCUCAGCUCAAGCCCCAGAUCGAUAUCUUCCAGAAGCAGAUGGAGGUCAUCUUCCAGAAGCUGAGAGAGCAGACCAUGGCUCUUGGCAACUAAACAAACUGACCUUACAAAAGAUGCAAAUGUGCCACCACACCACCCUCUUGCAUCUAAUGGCUGGCCUGAAAGUGCAGAUAGAAGUACAGCAGCGCUAAGAUGUGUUUCAGUUUUUGCUGACAUUAUCAUCUCUGUCCCAAAGCACAAUAAAACUUGAAACACAA
This is a messenger RNA of Anoplopoma fimbria (sablefish), 613 nucleotides long. Its product is annotated as type-4 ice-structuring protein LS-12-like. The record is from RefSeq and is a predicted model, not a curated record. The coding region runs from base 63 to 449 and encodes 128 amino acids. NCBI's taxonomy places the organism in Eukaryota, Metazoa, Chordata, Actinopteri, Perciformes, Anoplopomatidae. The transcript is spliced from 4 exons.